This is a messenger RNA of Quercus robur (English oak), 1124 nucleotides long. RefSeq lists its product as uncharacterized. Gene Ontology annotation, cellular component: mitochondrion. The record is from RefSeq and is a predicted model, not a curated record. The coding region runs from base 74 to 964 and encodes 296 amino acids. NCBI's taxonomy places the organism in Eukaryota, Viridiplantae, Streptophyta, Magnoliopsida, Fagales, Fagaceae. Gene Ontology annotation, molecular function: protein-containing complex binding. The transcript is spliced from 7 exons.
UAAAAAAAGAUUCGUUAUUAAUAUAUAUAUUUAUAUUAGUGUGAGUGUGGAGCACUGAGAGAGAGUCUCCAAUAUGGCUUCGUUUUCGCCCUUCUCUGCAAUUAGCUCCGCUCCCACUUCCCUUACCACACUUCGUACCCGUCCUCCCACCUCCCAUUUUCGCAACCGGAUUUAUGCAGAAGCAGCAACCAUAAGGGAUGAUUUGAAAUCUGCUGCAAUUGAUGUUGUAGCUGAUAUUAAGACUGAAAGGGUUGUAGUCUUGGGAGGAAGUGGUUUUGUUGGUUCUGCUAUUUGCAAGGCUGCUGUUUCCAAGGGCAUAGAGGUCAUAAGUUUAAGCAGGUCAGGGCGUCCUACUUACCCAAAUUCGUGGGUGGAUCAGGUAAAUUGGGUGACAGGAGAUGUUUUCUAUGUAAACUGGGAUGAAGUACUGGUUGGAGCUACUGCUGUGGUUUCAACCCUUGGAGGUUUUGGUAGUGAGGAACAAAUGCUAAGGAUUAAUGGAGAGGCUAAUGUUGUGUCAGUUAAUGCUGCAAAGGAUUAUGGGACUCCAAAGUUUAUCUUGAUCUCAGUGCAUGAUUAUAAUUUACCAUCAUUUAUACUUUCGACUGGAUACUUCACUGGAAAGAGGAAAGCAGAGGCAGAAGUUCUUUCCAAAUAUCCCAACUCUGGUGUUGUAUUAAGACCGGGUUUUAUAUAUGGUAAAAGGAGGGUGGAUGGUUUCGAGAUUCCUCUGGAUUUAGUAGGGGAACCAGUGGAGAGAAUUCUGCGUGCUACUGAGAGCUUUACCAGACCUUUGAGUUCUCUUCCAGCAUCUGAUCUGCUCUUGGUUCCUCCUGUUAGUGUUGAUGAUGUUGCACUUGCAGCUAUCAAUGCAGUCUCAGAUAAUGACUUCUUCGGCAUUUUUACAAUUGAACAAAUCAAGGAAGCUGCAGAAAAAGCGAGGGCAGAAAAAGUGAGGGUCUGAUUUAGCUUAUCUACAUAUAAUCAAAGAUGGUAAUUAGACAGGCAGGUUUAUGGGUAUCACAUAAGACCUUGUAUGGAGACAAAAUACAUUGAACCAUUGUAAGGUUUGGAAAUGGCUUAUACAAACUGGCUUGAGGUAAAACAUUUACAUUUUCGUAUUA